AUGCAGCGGUGGCCAGUGCUGCUCUUCCUGGCCUGGGUCUGCUUUCUCUUUUGUGCUGGUAUCGGGCUCUUCAUGAGUGGCUUCCUGCUCACCCGAAUUGUGCUUGCCAGCAGCAGCUCCUGCUCAGACCCACUUGUGCCACCAUCCUGGGAGAGGCAGAGCCUCCCGCCAGGCUCCUGCUGGGCACCUCAGCGCUUUUCCAAGGCUGUGCUUGUCAUUAUUGAUGCCCUCCGUUUUGAGUUUGCCGACUUUAACCCAGACAAGGCCAGCCCCCUGCCCUAUGAGAACAAGCUGAGUUUCCUGCACCACCUCACGACCUCCCAACCCCGCCAUGCCCGUCUCUACCGGUUCCGAGCUGAUGCUCCCACCACCACCAUGCAGCGCAUCAAGGGCCUCACCACCGGCUCACUGCCCACCUUCAUUGAUGUGGGCAGCAACUUUGCCACCUAUGCGAUUGAAGAGGACAACCUGCUGGCACAGCUGGUGCAGAACGGAAGGAGAGUGGUCUUCAUGGGUGAUGACACUUGGGAAGGACUCUUCCCAAAGAAGUUCUUCCGCUCGUAUUUCUUCCCUUCUUUUAACGUGAAGGAUCUUCACACUGUGGACGAUGGGAUCCUGCAGCAUCUCUAUCCAACUGUGGACAGUGGUGCAUGGGAUGUACUGAUUGCUCACUUCCUUGGUGUGGACCACUGUGGGCACAAACAUGGACCUGACCACCCUGAAAUGGCUAAGAAGCUCACCCAGAUGAAUGAGAUGCUCAGGUCCUUGGUGAAUCACCUGGGGAAUGACACCCUUCUUCUGGUGGCUGGCGACCAUGGCAUGACAGAGACUGGAGACCAUGGUGGUGACAGUGAGAAGGAAGUGAAUGCAGCGCUGUUUUUGUAUAGCAAAACACCCCUCUUUGGCACUGUCCCUCCAGAGGAGCCUGAGGCUGUUCCACAGGUGAACCUGGUGCCCACUGUGGCCCUACUGCUGGGUGUGCCCAUCCCCUACAGUAGCAUUGGAGAGGUGAUGGCUGAGCUGUUCUCCAGGGACAGUGACGCUGUGUCUGCAGCCUUGCAGCAGCUCUGGGUCUAUCACAUCAAUGCCAAGCAGGUGGACCGCUUCUUGCACUCCUACUCACUUGUGGCUCAGGACCUGCCAACAGAGCAGCUCCAGCGCCUGCAGGAGCUUUUCUCCAGUGCUGUGGAGGAGCACACCCAGCUCUUGGCCCAGGUGCAGGGGUCAGCGCUGGUGUCUCCAGAGCUGGAGUCCAGGCUGGGAAGCCUCAUUGGUCGCUUCCAGCUGUACCUGCGGGAGGCACGGGCUGUGUGCACGCAGUCCUGGGCCCGCUUCCAUCCCUUGCGUAUGGUGGGGGGCUGCGCUCUUAUCGCUGCUUCCUGCUUGCUCUGCUAUGUGGCCUCAGAGCUUACCACAGUGUCGGACUCUUUCUAUCGCAGCUGUCUCCUGUACCCGCUGCGCUGGGGCCUUGUAGUGGCUGUUCUGCUUGGGCUGGCCCAUGCAUUCACCCAGGAGGGGCUGGAUCUCCUCCUGGUGUCAUCAUGUGCAGCUGCUGCUUCUCAGAUGGUUUUUUUCUGGCACUGGUGGGGCCAGCAUCCCAGGAGAGCCCAUUUGGCAGGCAGUCAGCCACCCCUGGCCAGCACUGGCCUGAGGCAGAGGCUGCGAGCAUGGCUGGGGCUGGCAUUUCCUAUGGGCAUUCUGCUCUUCCGCUGUGGAGCCAUGUUUUCAGACAGCUUUGUGGUGGCCGAAGCCCGAGUGGCCCCAUUCCUACUGGCCUCACUUGUGAUGCUGCUAAUAGGGAAGCUCCACUGGGACGGUCGCCUGACACUGCCGGAAGGCCCCAGGCAGCAGCUCCUUGGCUAUUCAUCUUACCGGAGAGAGAUCUCGUACCUGCUGUGCCUCGUGGCCAUGCUCUUGGUUUGCGUGCGCCUCUCCAGUUUCUUCCACCAGUGCCGUGAAGAAAUCCCUCAGUGUCGGCCCUCUCUUUUCCUCUCCCCUCUUGCCAGCCUGAGAAACACACGGGCCAAGAACCUUUUCUACCUCCUGUGCGUGGCCCUGCUGGCUGGGCUGGUCUAUGCAGUGCGGAGCUGGCUGCGACACUACGGUAACCUCAACAGCUCAGACCCCCUUGUACUCUUUGUGCGCUGGGGUUUCCCACUGGUGGUCCUCUGCAUUGCCUGCUACUGGGCUGUGGCCUCCAGUACUGACGACUCUCUUGGCAAGCUGCAGGAGCUGGUGCAGGUGGCAGUUGUGGCCUUUCCCUGGGCUGUCUACGGACUAGCAUUUCUAGGGCUGCUGCUCCUGCUGUGCAAUCCCAUGACAGUGUUUGCAAAGGACACGCGGGAGCCGGCAGGAUCCAUCGUCACUCCCUACCUGGGGGUUCCCAAUGCUGAAGUCGACUUCCUUCAAGUCAUCCCUCAGAUAUACAGGAGGAUGCAGGAGUCUCAGAAGAGCCGUCUGGAGCGGGGCAACUGCAAGGCUACCAUUGCAGCAUAUGGGCUGGGCAGUGUGUACUCAGCAACCCUGGUCAUAACGCUCACCUUAUUGGGCUUCCUCUUGAUGCUUCUGCACAGUGAGCGGCUCAGUCUUGCCUUCCUGCUCCUCUUCCUGGAGGCCUUCGUGCUGCUGCAUAUCCAUACACAUGCAAGAGGCCUCGCUGGAGAUGCUGAGCCUUUCUCGGUGCCCUGGUAUGCAGUCAUCUCCUGGCUUCUUGCUGCUUCCCAGUUCUUCUAUUCCACAGGCCACCAGCCCAUCUUCCCAGCCAUCCACUGGAAUGCAGCCUUUGUGGGCUUUCACCUUGAUCACAGCACGAACGUCCUGCCUGCUGUCUUGGUGGGCGCCAACACCUUUGCGUCCCAUAUCCUCUUUGCAGUCGGCUGCCCCCUGCUCCUGCUUUGGCCCUUUUUGUGUGAGAUGCCCAGCUCGCAGAGGAGGAAGCCCAAGAAAGAGCCCCGGCAGGAGCUGCAGGAGGUGGAGGAGCAUAUGAUGGAGAUGAGGCUGCGGGAGUCCCCAGAGAAGUUCUCUGCUGCUCUGCUGCAGCUGGGACUGAAGUACCUCUUUGUCCUUGGGACACAGCUUCUGGCCUGUGUUUGUGCAGCUAUGAUCCUCAGGAGGCACCUCAUGGUCUGGAAGGUCUUUGCCCCAAAGUUCCUCUUCGAGUCACUGGGCUUUGUGGUGAGCAGCAUCUGCCUGCUGCUGGGGAUCUCCCUGGUGAUGCAUGUAGACUGUGCUGUCAGCACCUGGUUCAGCCAGCUUCGACUCAGGUAGCAUUGGAGACGUGGGGACCCUGACG
Messenger RNA from Indicator indicator, 3292 nucleotides. RefSeq names its product phosphatidylinositol glycan anchor biosynthesis class O (gene PIGO). The record is from RefSeq and is a predicted model, not a curated record. NCBI's taxonomy places the organism in Eukaryota, Metazoa, Chordata, Aves, Piciformes, Indicatoridae. The transcript has 10 exons. Gene Ontology annotation, cellular component: endoplasmic reticulum membrane. Gene Ontology annotation, biological process: GPI anchor biosynthetic process. Bases 1 to 3267 code for a protein of 1088 amino acids. Gene Ontology annotation, molecular function: mannose-ethanolamine phosphotransferase activity.